AUGACCCGCAAACUAAUUGAAGAGUACAACAAGUGGGGGCUGGAGGUAAAGCUCAAGAAGACGGAAUAUAUGUGUAUCGGCGGCGAACAACAGAACUUAAUCCUAGAGCAAAAGAUAAAACACUGCCAAAAAUAUAAAUAUCUUGGCAUGCACAUUGCCAACGAUGGUAGCCUUGAUGAAGAAAUUAAGUUCAGAGACAACCAGGGAAGACAAGCAAUUAGACAACUCAACAGUAUUCUAUGGGAUAAGGCAGUAUCAAAACAAAACAAACACAACAUUUAUAACAGCAUAGUUAAAAGCAUCAUUAGUUAUGGUAGUGAUAUAUGGCCUUUGAAAGAAAAAAACCUUAAGUUAUUCGAAGCUACAGAAAUGGAUUUUUGGAGGCGCGCGGCCGGGAUAUCGAAACUGGAGAGAGUAAGAAAUGAAAGAAUUCAGAACAUCAUGGGCUUUAGGUGGUACGGGCACGUACAAAGACUGGAAGAGAGCAGAAUUCCAAAGAAGGUACUCAAUUGGACACCACAAGGUAAAAGAAAGAGAGGGAGACCUAGACGGAAUUGGAGAGAAGGAAUAGACGAGGAUAUCAGAACAAGAGGAAUAGACAAAAACUUCUGGACAUACAGAGACCAAAGGAGACUGGAAAUCAGAAGACGGCGAAGGACGUUAUGA
This is a messenger RNA of Sitophilus oryzae (rice weevil), 666 nucleotides long. RefSeq lists its product as uncharacterized. The transcript has a single exon. Bases 1 to 666 code for a protein of 221 amino acids. NCBI's taxonomy places the organism in Eukaryota, Metazoa, Arthropoda, Insecta, Coleoptera, Curculionidae. The record is from RefSeq and is a predicted model, not a curated record.